ACAGUGAGUGACUCCUUCAGAUACAAAGCAGCGUGCUGGAGGGCUCGUGCGGUAGUGUUUUUAUAGGACUCACAGGGUAAAGACACAAGUCAAAUUCAGAAGACCUUGCUGUGACCAAAGCAAAGUUGCCGCUCAACAGGAAAGGCAUUAGUGUAUUUUUCAUCGAGAAGACGCUGAUUUUGCAGACACAGUAAUGAACGCUGCAAAAGUCAUGCCAGUGGACCUGGCCAUGCAUAUGUGCCUGAAUCACCAUCCUCCAGUUGGACGACUUUUGGGAAUGUCCGCACUUGGAUCCCAUCGUGCUCUUACUAGACCUAGCACAUGUGAGUCUCAGCGACCCAGAGCUGCUAGAUCCCCCCAGGUUCCUGCCUCUCCCAUGAGCACCCUAAGUUGUACGAGCUCUUGUGGGAUACUCAAGAAGAAAAAACGAGUGGUAUUCGCAGAUGCUAAAGGAUUGGCCCUUACUGCAGUGCGAAUCUUCAAUUCAGAUCCCCCAAUAUCCGAUGUGGAGGAGCUUUCACCACCUGUAAACCUGAAGGUUCAGUCAUCUGUGCAAAGAAAGAAGCCGCAUCUCCGGUUGGGGUUCCCUCAGCCUUCCGCUGAUUUACCGUCAUACCUUGAGAGUCUGGCAACAUCUCUGGUGCGUCUGGAAAGCUGCAGCUUGAUCUAUGGAUCACUGUUCGGAAAAGUGAGGGUCUGCAACAUCAGUUCUGAGAAAGCCGUGCAUGUUCGCAUCACGUACGACUCAUGGAGAAGCCACCAGGACAUCCCAUGUACCCCUAUCCAACAGAAGUCUGGGAGCCUGGAGACAGAACUGUUUGUCUUUAAUGUUCCUGUGCCUUCCUAUCCAAAUGUUCAGGAUCGUCUGGAGUUCUGUGUGUCCUUCCGUCCUGGACCUGGCAACACACUUCUUUGGGACAGCAAUGGUGGACGAAACUAUCGAAUCCUUGUGGAGGACUUGAACUCAGAAGAAGCAUACUCAGCUGAGAAAAAACCCUUGAUGCCCCAGAACUCUCAAAGUCCCCAAUCACUGGCCCUGAGAAAUGGUCCAGCUUUGUAUAAGUCAGCAAGUUUUAGCUCAGUCACUUUCUCUGAGAAUAUGAGCAAACCCUUGAAUAGGCAAGAGAACAGUAUUCUGAAAAGUAUUUUGCCCCCUAAUUCUAACAGUGCUAAAAAAUUACACUAGCAUGGGUGGUGGGGUUUUUGUAUAUUGGUCUCUUCUAAUUUUCAUCAUCCUCCGUGUUUGAUGAAUUUUGCUUACAGUACAGAAAAGAAAAAAACAGGCAGACAGCCAUGUUUGUGCUAGUUAUCUCCACUUGAAUAUACCUGUGUGAGUCAGGAGUGACCCAGUGGUGAGGUAGUGAGACAGAUUUAUCUGUCUUGAGCACUGUAGACCUGGAUAUCAGAUGAGUAAUCAGCACUUUUUCAAAGUCAGCCUAUUUCAAGCUGUGAAGGUCUUUCUGUGAGGUAGUUGUACUGAGACUUAAUGUAGCUGUACCUGUGAAAUGAUUCCUGUAAUAUUUGUAAUAUAACUGUUUGAAUGUUUUAUAUGUAUAUUCAUUGAUAAAAAAUUUUUAAAAUGUUAAAUAAACAUAUGUUCAGAUACAAA
Pangasianodon hypophthalmus (striped catfish) is the source of this 1609-nucleotide messenger RNA. RefSeq names its product protein phosphatase 1 regulatory subunit 3C-B. The record is from RefSeq and is a predicted model, not a curated record. Gene Ontology annotation, molecular function: protein phosphatase 1 binding; glycogen binding. The transcript has 3 exons. Gene Ontology annotation, biological process: regulation of glycogen biosynthetic process. Gene Ontology annotation, cellular component: protein phosphatase type 1 complex. Lineage: Eukaryota; Metazoa; Chordata; Actinopteri; Siluriformes; Pangasiidae. Bases 194 to 1186 code for a protein of 330 amino acids.